AUGAAGGUCGUGGUUACAGGGGCAACCGGAUUGGUCGGCAACGAUAUCGUCAAGGAGUGUCUCUCUGAUGAGCGCAUCACAAAAGUCGUGAUCCUCACUCGAAAAGCCGUCACAAUGGACAUUGAGAGUCACCCAAAGGCCGAUGUCAUCAUGGUUCAGGACUUUUCACGGUAUUCCGAUGAUCUAUUACGGCGAAUUGAAGGAUCUUCAGCCUGUUUAUGGGCUAUUGGAGCUCGUCCAGAUCACUCCCACUCCCACUCCCACUCUCACAAAGACAAGACUUAUCUUCACCACGUCAACGUUCAACUGCCUUUAUACGCCGCCAAAAUAAUGAGCGAGCGCAUCGCGCCCAAAACGCCAGGAGGCCAAAAGUUCAACUUUGUAUUCGCCAGCAGCAAGUCAAGAUCAUCUUCACUACUUUCGCUUGGAGACCCGCGAAAGCCAAAGGCCGAGGCCGAAAAGGGCUUAUGCGAGAUUGCAGACGCCAGCCCUGAAACGUUUAGCGCUUGGAUCUUGAGGCCCAGCACCAUCCUCUCCGCCUCGUCGGACGUCGCGCCUAAGAAGAGGCGCCUUGUUGGAGGGCGAUCCAACGUCGGCGUCGAGGCCUCUCACAUGGCAAAGGCAUUUGUGAAAGUGGCCUGCGAGGGUUACAGGGAGCGUGUCAUUGACAACGAGGCCAUAUUAAAGAUGAAAUUCAUUUAG
This is a messenger RNA of Fusarium pseudograminearum CS3096, 702 nucleotides long. RefSeq lists its product as uncharacterized. The coding region runs from base 1 to 702 and encodes 233 amino acids. NCBI's taxonomy places the organism in Eukaryota, Fungi, Ascomycota, Sordariomycetes, Hypocreales, Nectriaceae. The transcript has 2 exons. The record is from RefSeq and is a predicted model, not a curated record.